AUGACGCCGGGAACCUUCAACGCGGCAACCGAUCUCGCGAUCUCCUUCGCCGGCGCCAAUGCCCUCGCCGUCUCUGACAUCACCUUUGCAUCGAGCACCCCGAACGGCUGGUCGUUCUACGACUACAACAGCUUCUACGGCACCGGCUAUCCUGUGCCGAACCUCAUGCCGACCGGAACGACGGCCUUCGACGGCAUCAUCAAUGUCGGUCUUGUGCUCGAGCGCGCCCACGAUCCGACCAGCUUGCUGCAAGCCGAUUGGGGCACGCGCCAGAAGCUGCUGGCCGCGGCAGGGGACAAUCCGCUCGACCACUAUGGCGCCAGCGAGGGCUCCUACAGCAACCUGCUCACCGCGCUGGGCAGCCUCGGCAUCGAACUCUCCGCCAACUCGUCCUACGAAUCUUCGGCUCAAUCGCGUACCGCCUGGGUGAGCCUGACGGCAAUGGAGUUCAAUUCCCUGUUCGGCCAGACACUGAUGUUACAGGACGGUACGACCUCGAAUAUCUUCUGGAACGGCAAUCUCGUCCUCAAUCCGGUUGUAGCGUCGUUGGGAACCGUGAAAGGGCUGUCGUUCGAUAUCGAUAACAGCGGCAAUUACAUGGCUCCGAUCGGCUCGUCUGCCGGUCUCCUUCCCAAUGGCAGCAGCGCUGGAAGCGGCAGCGUCCUCUCCCCGGGCCCCCAGCAGCCGGGCAACGAUACAGGCGAUACCGGCAACAUUGCCGCAGUGCCGGUCCAGAACACACCUCAAGCCAUUGCCCAGCUCUACAAUUUCCCCUUCGCCAACCUCGCGAAUGCGCCCCCGACGGGCGCGAUCGCGCUGAUCGAACCCGGAAUGGGCAACUAUGUUUCUGGCGACGGCGACAUGGAAACGCUGCUGGGCAACUAUCGCAGCGCGAUCGGCCUGGCUCCGGAUGUCACGAUCUACGGGCAACAGCCUGCCACCAUAUAUGAGACCGACACGUCGGAACGCGCGCUGGAUAUCGGUGUUGCAACGGCGGUCAACCCGAACAGUGCCUUGAGGCUCUAUGCCGGUUCGGGAGUCUCGGAUAAUUCCGGCGCCUCGACCUAUACCGCCUACCAAUCGGCUUUCCUCGACCCUCUCCACGCGUCGGUGGUUUCGUCUUCGUUCAGCCUGGCGCAGUCGGGCAACCCUGCCACACUCUGGCAACUGGUCGCCGGCGGGCUUUCACAGAUGCCCACGACCGGGAACACCGAACCGUGGUUCCUCGAGGCCGUCUGGAACGAAUACCGGCUCACGACCGGCGAUACUUUUCUCUACCCUGGCUAUCUCGAGAACGAAGCGGGCAACGGCGGCGUCGACUAUACGCAACCCACGCCGUGGUAUCAGAGCGCGCUGCUGCCAUUCGAUCAGCCGGUCACGACCGAUGCGGCACAUGUCACGGGACGCGGCGUGCCGGACGUGGCGGCACUGGCAGGCGGCAACAUGAAGUACCUCGUCCCGCAGCCCGAUUUCUCGGGAACGGGUCCAAGUGCCCUGAACCCCAGUGGAGGAACGAGCGCAUCGGCGCCUUUCUGGGCGUCGCUCGCCAUCCAGAUCAACACCGUCUUCGAAGACCAGAACCUGCCCGAUCUUGGCUACAUGACGGACCUGUUGUACAUCGCCGCGGCCAUCGCGCCGGCGUCGUUCAACGACGUGUCGAUCGGCAAUGACAACUCUUCGUUCGUGUGGGGCGGGUCCACCUACACGACAGCAUACAAGCCGCCUUCCGGCGACCCGCCCAUUCUCCACCCCAUCACCCCGACGGACAUCGGCUAUUCGGCGGAGCCAGGCUACGAUCUUGUCACCGGCCUCGGCUCACCCAACGGCGUGCUGCUGGCGCGCGCCCUCACCGCCAUCGCGCAGGCCCACUCGUUGCGCGGCCAUGGUUCAGCCGCCGGUGCUGCCGAGGGCAGCCCUUCCGUCUCGAUACUUGCCAUGUUCGUCUCCGUCUAG
This is a messenger RNA of Ostertagia ostertagi, 1953 nucleotides long. NCBI's taxonomy places the organism in Eukaryota, Metazoa, Nematoda, Chromadorea, Rhabditida, Trichostrongylidae. The record is from the annotation of a GenBank genome assembly.